This is a messenger RNA of Porites lobata, 4506 nucleotides long. The record is from the annotation of a GenBank genome assembly. NCBI's taxonomy places the organism in Eukaryota, Metazoa, Cnidaria, Anthozoa, Scleractinia, Poritidae.
AGACAACAUUCUGGUAUUCUCUGCGGAGUUUUUCUGCACCGUUUGUCGCGAUUGCGCGGUUCUUAAAUUGUCUUCGAUCUUAGAACAUAGCUUGCAAGAAUGAGAUAGCUCUUUUAAUGCCUCGUGAACUGUUAUCAAAACGGCGGUGGAUGACGCGAAUUUUAUGGUUUAAUAUGAAUAUUUUGUUAAAUUGAACGUGAGUGAUUCGAUGCUUUUCGAAUGACGCACUGAUUUUCCGCGAGCUGUGGUAAAAUAUUGGCGUUAAAACAGUUCCUGACAUCAUGGAUAAAUUCGUAAUCGUUGGGGGAUUUUUAUGCUUUGCGGCCGAUGUAUUUGCAAUCGCGUCGCUGGCGACUCCGGAAUGGGUUGUGACAGACUUUGCUGGUAAGUUGAGCUGUAAUUAAGAAUUGAGCGCAAGUCAAAAAUAGCGGUAAUAAUAAUAUUAUGAAUAUAGCGCAGAUUAUUUAAGUUUAGUACAUCUUUAAAAGUGCAUGUUUUACCAUUGUACCAAUUAUUUUCUUACAACAAAUACUCAUAUCGUGGCCAUCACAAGCCUUGACUGCAGCAGGAAUCUUUAAUUUCUCAAAAUGCCCACGAGUUUUAAUAGCAUUAUCACAUGUAACCAUAAUGUAAGCUUACUUUGUGGGUAAUCUGCCGAAUUAUUUGUAAUUUUUUCUGCAAAAUUUUAUCAUUGAUUUCAUCUCUAAAGGACCCUCAAAGAUUCCCUGGUCAAUGUCGACAAACAAACUGAAUCACCUGGUGGGCCAGGGCAGGGGGAAGAGUGGGGAAGGGGUGGGGAGGACAUCCUGUGAGCAGGGUGAGAAAAGGAGGCUCUGCCUGAAUUAGCCUGCGAGCAAGCUCUCCUAUUUGGGAAAAGCGAAGCGAGUCUCGCAAGAACGCACGAGCGAGCGCGAAGGGCAGAGAAAAGGAGAGCUUGCAACGAUCUCGGCCCCUCGUGAGGCUCGUGAGGCAAAUAGGAGAGCUUGCCCGCAGGCUAUGCCAGAAUCGCAUCAAGCUUUUGAAGUGGCUGAAGUUCAAAUUUCUGGACUAGUUUUCUCUCAACAAACUGGUUUUACAAGUGCAAGUAUCUGCGUAUUGCGACCAAUGUCGCAACUGAGAGGAUGUACCAAGCGCCCAGCUAUUGUGCCUGGGUUCAAAACUGUAUCAUCGCAACAUGCAACGCAUGCUUAGCAAGAUUUUACUCAUUUCAUGUUAAAUCAUUCUCAAAUACACUGAAAUCGAGCAAGCAAAGGAGAGACUCUGAUGGCAGGGUGGUAGAGGGGGGAGGAGUAGGAAACUUUUACAUUAGUGAGAUUAAGAUUCACAUUUACACCAAACAGCAAACCUGAAUUUGUACCAUGUGACCAAGUUUUUCCCUUGUUUAUUGUCAUUAAAUGUUUAUUACUUCAACUAAAAAAUAAGUAGUUUCAUGCCAGUUUUAUACAUAAGAAUAAUUUGUUCUGGACAGUUUUUAUCUGCUUAUUUUCUAUUCUGAGAAUUUCUCAACUAGAAUCUGACAUUUGCCAUUUGGCGUAAACGUGAAUCUUAAUCUCUCUAUUAUUGGUUGUUUGCCAUCACAUGGCAAACAUGAAAUCUUAAUCUCUCCCUCGGAACAAAUUUCGACAGUGACGGCAAAAGCCGAUUAAAAGCGACAAGCAUUUAUUGGUUGGUUUAAAAUCAUCACCCCCCAUGAGAAUGACAAGGUGGCUAUGUUGGUUGACAAAAUAGAAUGCAUGUGACAUUAUUACCAUGUGGUAGAUCAAUGGCUUACACGUUCAAUCAUGCCAGGCAAAAGUGACAAGGAUCAUUGGCAGAUCUAGACAUUGAGAUCGGUGGGGGGGAGGGGUGGGAUAGGGUGCUCAUCUGGAUGUUGACAUAAGGGCGACAGUCAGGAAAAAAAAUUUCUGGACUAUGUGGCAAUUUGAUCGUAAAAUAAGGGGGCUCGUCCACUAUAUCUACCACUGGUUAUUUAAGGCCCUGUUCAGCUCUCUGGUUUGUGAUUUGUCUACCUUAAAUGUUGCAGGUUCUGUUCGGCUUGGUUUGACUGUCAUGUGUCAAAAGUCAGAUGGACAGCCGGAAGUGUGCAUCACCCCUGAACUACCCCAAGAGUGGCUGGCCACACUAGUUUUUAUGAUUUUGGGUGUUAUAGCUUUAACACUAACUUGCUGUCUAUUAGUCUUGUCACCUUGGAAACCAACAAUCGUUGAUGCAGCAAAGUGGAUUGUUUUUAUUGGAAGUAAGUCAGUAAAUUUAUGUAGUGUCAGUCUGAUUUGGUCAAUUUUUCAUUCACCCUUGCCUUUUAUAAUAUUUUUUCUUACUUUUGUUUUGUUUUAGUGAUUGUGUUCUGCCUGGCAGCUCUGACAUUUCCACUAGGAUUUCAAAUGCCUGAAAUUGGUGGUAGACCAUACAAGCUUCCACAUGGCACUCAUGUUGGACCAUCAUUCUUCCUCUACAUAUUUUGUAUAGUUUUCACAAUUGCAUCUGAACUAUUUAUAUUCAAAGUUUGUCCUCUCUUGCUUAGAUGAUCAAUAGGUUUUCUGUUACACUAUUUUGUUUUAGUUUUUCCUUCUUAUGAUAAUGGACAUAGUAACUGGGUACUACAUCUCCUUAAAUAAGUGGCAUGCACCAGAAAGCUUAUUUAAAAUCGAAGCAAAAACAAGAGUUUAUAUUUUAACUUGGGAAUAAUACUUAUAAAAGAACUAUGUAAGCAUUUGGACCUAGAGACAACUCGCACUCACCAGAUAGUGAUAAAACUGUAUUCUAGAUUUUUGAUAGCGUAGUUAAAGUUUUAAAUUUAAAAUGAUUUUGUGAAAGGGAGAAAGGAAAGAGGCUUGUAACACCUGUACUACUGUAUAAGUGUUGGGAAUCAGCUAAGAUUUCAAAAUCAAUUGUUCAAAAUAUUUAGAAUGACCCGGCCUCUCGAUCAUUGAUUAUGAGAAUUGUUCUUAGACUUGUUAUUUUUCACCUGUCUGUGAGUCAAAUCAGAGGUUGGUUUUAUCACAAUACACAGAACCAAAUGCAAACAAAACUAGGAAAUUCUGCAAUGGUGUGUUUUUAAACAUGGCAAAAAGAUGUAUGAAUGUACCAGAAGGGGUCAUCAAUGCACUAUAGCUGCAUCUUAAGUCCAUUAAAUUAGACAAUUUUACACAAUUGUUAACUUUUGUCAACAAUAAUAUUUAUCUUUCUUUUAAUUGUUCUGCAAUAAUCUAUUGAACAUUUUCUAUAAAUUAAUUUUUUACCAUCCUCGGAGACCUAGGGGCGGUCAGUCGGGCCGGGAGAAAAGGCGUGACAAAAGUUUUCAAGUACAGGCGGAAGAGCAUCCUCGGAGACCCAGGGGCAGAUAAAGGGGGUGAGGGAAAGUCUAGCCUGCGAAAACAUCCGUUUCUCUUCGCUCUUCGUCGCUGAAAUAUUUCUUGACGAUUGAUCUCGAGAUUGCCGAAUUUAUAAAAAAAUUUAUCGAGCGGUUUUUGGAAAAAUGCGAAAUUUUUAGGCAUGGACCAAAUUACCUCCAAAAACUGUAUCAAAAGCAGCUGAAUGCAAGUUAACAAAAACCUUCUUACUCGCAAUCGCCGAGAGCAAUUCCCCUCUUUUUUUGUAUGCAGCUUUCAAUGGAAUCAAACCACUAUGAGAUGAAGCCGCGUUCCCAAAGCUUACCACUUUCUUAAAAUAUUAGCAAAUUGUGCGGCUAGCAUGCUAUUUCAUUGUUUUUAUGAUUCUUAAAACUGCAUUUCAAAAUAUUUCGAAAACGCUCUCAUAGAAUUUCUUCAAACUUUGCCAUAAUGGAGGCAAUUAUGGCAGGUACAUACUCCCUUAAGCGAUUUCUUCAAAAAAACUCCUGGUACAGAGAAACACAAAGAUAAAUGAAAAACGCAAUGGCGUCAUUACGUUGCCAUGGCGACUCUGAUUGCAAUAAAACCCAGAUCAUCAGAAAUUUUCAUCUUUAUAUAAUACAGUCGUGGUAACUUUUUCCCCAUAUCUUUACUCAUGCCGACGUAGUUAAUGCUCAAACUUGGGAGGUAUCCCCCUAAAAAAAUCCAGUCGAGCCACCUUAAGGUUUCCUUGAACUUGAUAACAGCUGGGUCUGUUUUUUAACCAAUAGCAUUAGAUUAUUUUUUCCGUCUAAACCUUGACAAUAAAGAGCAGUAUUUUGAUUAGUGAGAGACAGCAACUAGUUUAUCAUUAUUAGACACUCAUGGUGGGUUUAUUAAAGAUGAAACAACAACAACAUGAUACCAAAAAAAAAAAAAAAAAAAGCGUAUUUGUCCAUUGCUCACCAUAGAGUCUCCAAUCAAGUGGUUUGGUCCUUUACAUCUCCUCUGGGACUCGGAUUUUUUUUCCGAGUCCUCCUCAAAUUAAUAUCAUGUUGUCAUGGUGGGUUAUUUAAACAAAGACUAACUUAGACCAAUAUUUAGCAAAUCUUUGGUCCUUUAGAUCUCUUCCUUACUGGGUUGGUGUAAAGAAAACAAAUGCUUUUCCAGUCUACACCAUAUGCUUUCAUGAAACUGU